AUGACAAGGCUCAUUCAGAACAUGCCCUCAAACCGGUUGCUUGUGAAUCUCAGUGGUUUCAGCAGCAAAUGGUGGAGGCAGAAAAAUGGUCACCCACAAAGAAGUGUCCUUGUCCAACGAGCUACCUAUGCUGAUGAACGGUACAUUGCCUCACAGAAGCAGUCAUUUGAAGAGGUGGAAAAAACAUUCAGUGAUGCUCUGGCAUAUCUGGAUCUUUACUAUCCAGAGAAAACCAAACUUAGCCCAGCUAUUUCUGUAGGGAAUAUAGGACAACUGACCUGUGACCUGAUAAUAAACACUCUAAAACUUACAAAGACAGGUUGUUUUUCAGACCAGUCUCUACAGCCUCUCUGUGGAAAUGAUGCAUUUCAUUCUGAAGGAAUAGCAGCUGGAAAAUUGGUCACCAGUGCUGAAGUUUAUGAGUCUCGGGAGAAGAAGAUAGUUGUGAUCCAGCAGCGGGCAGAUCUUGUACAGGGAAGAACCAGUGAGUUUCGAAGAAAGCUGAUUGAUUGGAUCAAAGAGAGUGGCUUCUCAAAAGUCCUAUUACUCACAUCUUGUUUUGCCUAUGAGAAAACAGAUGCUCACAUUCAAAGCAAUACAUAUAGAUAUCUGAUGACACCAUCCCUUGAGGCUAAGAGAGAUGAGUUUGUAUCCAACCUCUUGAAGUAUUCUCGUCUAGAGAAGAAACCUGUAGAAGAAGGAUUAGAGUUGACAAGCCAACAAGACAUUCCAGAGGCAGGUAGAGACAUCCAUCUACCCGGAGGAGGCAUUGCUAGAAAACUCUUUAUUGACUGGUAAAAAUACAAGUCAGUUUUUUUUUUAAGUAAUAGUUAUGCAAUAAAACAAGGAGAUUUAAGACAUGGAGAACCAUCCAACACUUUCCCUUUAUAGCCACUUCACAAACUAAUCAUAACAUUUUUAUAGUGAGGAAGUGUGUGGGAUUUUGUAAAAUGUUGAUUUUAAAAAUGUCAAAUUAUUCGGUUUUAUCACAUUUUGAAACUGUUAUCAUUCAAAAUUUCUCCCAAUAUCAGGACACAAUACGCCUUUGAUGUAUAUUUCGUCAUGUGUUCAAUAUCUAUAUUUGUGCUGAUAUGGAAAUGGAAAUAUCCCAUUUCUCUUUUUUUGGCUACAAAUCAUUUUUCAGUUUUUCCAUGAAACUGGCGGCAUCACAAGUCACCACCAGAGGCUACAUUGCACCUGUAUUUCUUGUGUACCUCUUUAGAAAUUGGAAGCUAUUUGCAUAUUGUUGUCACUCCAUUCUUUUUACCUCCAUAAAUAAAAGAAAUGUAUUUUUUUUCUUUGGAGGAUCAAUUUUUGGGGUUAAUUUAUUCUAUUUAUUCUUUACUGUCCUAAUUCUACUACCACACAUACACCUGGUUUUUCUCUGAGAUUUUUUUUACACCAAUUAAUCUCUGAAUUGUGAUUUCUACAAUGUUGUAAAUUGUGUAGGAGUACUUCCCUCUUAAGAGACAUAUGACAUUCAAGAUGGUAUCAUAUGAUAUGGAUUUUAUAGUAAUAUAUCUCAACAGGCCCGUAGACGGGUGCAAUUAACUUGGGGAAAAUGCCCAAUUUGUUUUGGACUUCUAAAGUCAAUCAGGCACGUGGAGACAAGAGUUCAUUUUUUAACAAAAAAUUACUUGCUUAUAUUUUCGCCGUAUGUAAAUGUCCUAAAAUUUUCAGGACUUAUCCAACGUGAUAAUAUUCUAUCCUGAAAAAUUUUAUUUCAAAUAAUCAAAUAGUUUUAAUUUCUCGCUUAAGUUUUCGCUCUGCCGAAGACUUAUUUCUUGAGAAAUCACUGUAUGAAAAUAGGGUUCUGACACAAAAUAACAAGGAGUUUUUUAUACCAGCAAACCCAAGUUCUAUGCACACCAUGAUGCGGGCCCUAUAACACACGUACGUUAUAAUCGAUUAUAUCGCUAAUCAUACACAAUGACCACUGCAAUGAGCUAUGGCACUCAAGCCCUGCAAUCACUAGCCUUUCUGUACAAGGUAACCAUUGAUUUUUCCCUUUUUCUCAAUUCUGUCUGUCUUUUACUUUAUCGACAUGCGAUGAUCGUGAUCAGUGAUGAAAUGAAGCGUACAAAAAGCUUAUACCCGCGCGGCAAAACCGAAUUCUGGUCAAUUUGUCUGGUACAUGAAUAGGGAUUUCACACACUAUGGCAUGGCAGCUUCAUUGCACUGUACUAGCAAUGCCAGUGACUGCUUCACCAUCUUCAGAACAAACAAAAAAGUGAAUUUACUGGACUGACGUCGUCGUUUUCAGUGGGCUGAAUCCGGCGUGAAAACAAAUUUCUCGUGUUAAAAAUCGUAAGGAGUUGGAUUAUUACCAGACAUAUCCUUAUCCCGUGAUUACAAGAACUGAUUUUUCACACAAAGUUACCUUAAUAGUUACUUUCUGAUGCAUCUCAGUUUUGUUCAUGCUGAAGACCUAAAAAUGUGAAAUUUAAGCGAAUUUUUGACUACUUAUUUUCAUUUUUUUCAUGGAGAGUUUUUGACAUAUUUUUCGCAGUGGUGCUCCACAACAACAAAACUAACUAGAGUUUUAAUUCGUCAUGAUGACGAACUAGCUGAUCUGUCUCUGAUUCUCAUGAUCACAAAUACAAUCACCAUGUUUAUUGAGAUCAAUAUGAUAUGAUCAUCAUGAUGAAAAAUGAACUUUUCUUACGAAAAGAACAUGUUGAAUAUUCUUCAAAAAGAGGGAAAUGAGAAAGUUGUGUGAAAAAGUGAAGGUCAUACAUAUGGUACAUGUUAUAUUAAAAUGGAUUUCGAUCUCUUUUAA
Messenger RNA from Lytechinus pictus (painted urchin), 2779 nucleotides. Its product is annotated as proteasome assembly chaperone 2-like. The record is from RefSeq and is a predicted model, not a curated record. The transcript is spliced from 5 exons. Gene Ontology annotation, biological process: proteasome assembly. Gene Ontology annotation, cellular component: cytosol; nucleus. Lineage: Eukaryota; Metazoa; Echinodermata; Echinoidea; Temnopleuroida; Toxopneustidae. The coding region runs from base 1 to 798 and encodes 265 amino acids.